UAGUAGGUAUGCGCGUCACAGUGUUGAGGUCAUCAUCAUCGUCAUCGAGGAUACGCGUGCUUGAGCGCACGAGCACUAAGAAGAAGAGGACGCCAUUGCCCAGUAUGCGCCAUCAUAAAAGGAAAACUAAACCAAACCAAGCCAAAACAGCGCCAGGUUCAACGCGCCUUUCUGCAAAGAGUCGAGGACCGCUGCCCCCGGAAAUGCCGAGGACGCACGACAAAAGCAGGGCGGGCCCACGCGGAAGGCCGCUGGUGGAGAGCUCUUACGUCGACACGACGACGGUGGCCGAGACCGACCUCUACGACUUCGACAGCAGCUCGGAGUCUGGCCGCAGCCGCGGUGGAGACGCCGACGACGCCCUCUGCUCCCAGCCCACCACCAUCGACACCCAGUUCACCACGGUGGCCACGCUGGGCACCCACGAUCCGCCGCGACGGCGCGUCAUGGAGCUGGAAAGCCAGCUGGAGGACGCCACCGAUCAGCCGAGUGCGGCGCAUGACGGCCGCUACUCGGCGGGCCUAGCUAGCCUGGCUGCCGCGCUGCGGAAACCGCUGCAGUUCCGGCCGCGAAUCCACGAUGUCGUCCCGGCUAUUCGGGCCCGGGGAAACCAGCUGCUGUCGUUCGCGCGCCGCAACAACGCCAACCUGUUCACGACGUUCGUGGCCGUGUCGACGGUAUUCCUGCUGUUACCCCUGUGCGUGCUCUACUACAAGGCGGGAACCAUGGCCGCAGGCGUGCAUCGGAAGGGAAUAUUCUUCCGGGACGACGGCCACGGCAUCGCUGUCCAGCGGGGCUUCGACGCGUCCACCUGCAAGGACUUCCACCCGCUGGCGGACAGCAGCCCCGCACACGCAGUGCCGCACGUCGCCGAGACGGAGGACUUCGUGCCGUACCGCACGAAGGUCGUGAGCACGAACCCCAUCUUCUGCGUGUACCAGCACGACGUGUUCCUGCGCUUUCCCAAGCUGCACUACCGCGUCGUGGACGUGCCGGGUGCCUUCUGCACCCACCUCAUCUACCACGCGGCCGGGGUCACGGCCGACGGCUCCAUCUACAGCAAGGACCCCACGUUCGACGAGACCUACCAGGGCUUCCGGCAGGCCUCCGAGCUGAAGGGCGUCUACCCGCACCUGAAGGUGCUGCUGUCAUUGGGCGGCGGGCCGGACGAGCGGGACACCUUCCAGUUUUCCAGCAUGGCCGGCCACCUGAACCGGACGCGCGCGUUUGCUGACAAGGCGUUCUGGUGGCUCGUCAACCGGGGCUUCGACGGCCUGCACCUGGACUGGCGCCAGCCCGGCGGUCACUGCGGCUCUCGUGCCGACAAGCAGAACUUUCUCGUGCUGGUCGAGACACUACGCGAGCGCUUCGGGCUGCGCUACAUCAUCACCGUCGGCGUGCCUUACCAGGAGGACUAUCGCCACCGCGGAUAUCACCUGCCAGGAAUAGCGGACCAGGCUGACUUCCUGCUGGCCACCACCCACGGAUUCCACGACGCCAGCGAGAAAUACGCGCAGUGCCCCAGCCCGUACACCGCGCCCUCUGCAAACUCCACGGCCCGCCACUCCAAGAACAAAGCGCCCGGGAACGGCCCUACCAUGCGCGACGUGAUGCGUGUGCUCAAGUACGAGGUGCCCCGCGAGCACCGGCAGCGCCUGUGCUUCAGCGUGUCGCUCAUGGGCCACCGGUGGACGCUGCGCUCGUCCGGCGCCUUCCACGCGGGCAGCGCGGCCAGCCGGGCGGGUCCGGCCACCGGGGACAGCCAGGCUCGAGGCGUGCUCGAGUACCCGCUCGUGUGCCAGUACCUGCUGCGCGACAGCGUCGACCCGGACGGAAUGUGCAGCUACGCGGUGCGCUUCCGAGAUUGGGUCGCCUACGAGGGCAUGCAGUCGCUGCCGCUCAAGCUGUCGCGCAUGCGCCGGGACAUGGGCACGCCGGGGCUCUGCAUCGCCGUCUGGGAUCUGGCCUUCGACGACUUUCGAGGCGACUGCGGCCACUCGCGGUCGCCCCUACUCCGGACCAUACACAGGGCUCUCAGCUCGAAAAAGGUCUGGAUCAUACCGAAGGGGGCCGGCGGGAAGAAACGGCCGUAGUGUCGCACCGACGGCUACGGGAAUUGUAUUUCCAAGUGACGUUUCGGCUCGCCUUCGUACACAAGCGAGCAAGUUCACCUUUGCGCACCAACUUCGAGGACUGGACAGUACAUGCACUUGUAGCCGUUGAUGAACUCGUGCCUCCAGAGGU
Molecule: messenger RNA, 2244 nt
Organism: Dermacentor silvarum
Lineage: Eukaryota; Metazoa; Arthropoda; Arachnida; Ixodida; Ixodidae
Product: chitotriosidase-1
Exons: 6
Coding region: 9-2093 (694 amino acids)
Biological process (GO): chitin catabolic process; carbohydrate metabolic process
Cellular component (GO): extracellular region
Molecular function (GO): chitinase activity; chitin binding
Source: RefSeq, a predicted model, not a curated record